CACAGGCACUCAAAACCCUGUCUGUGCUUGGUAUAUUAGGCAGCCAGUGCUCUUGGCUGGGAGCCCAGACGAGGCUUUUGUAAUCAAAACAUGAUCUUGUAUGCUGUGCAACCAGUGCUGAGAAAGGCCGUCUGAUGGCUCUCCUCUUUUAGCUCUGCUCUGGAAUCCGCCGGGCUUCGCCGCCGAUGUCCAACAUGCACCGAGCUGAUGCUGUGGAUGAUGCAGUGUUAAGGAAGAAAGAGCAGAAAGAUGUUGAACUCGAUAAGAAAAUCUUGGCUUUGCGGAAAAAGAACGAAGCUCUCAUACGAAGAUACCAGGAAAUAGAAGAGGACAAAAAGCGAGCUGAGCAGGAGGGAAUGGCUGUUACCUCCAGGAGACCCAAGCAGGAUGGACUCACUAUUACCAUCACCAAAGCUCACAAUGACCUGAAAGAUGCAAUUACCCAGACUGAACACUAUGGACAAGAUAGCCCAGCCCUCUCGAUGGACAAAAGGGUGGUGAGCGAGAAAUGGGGGAGCCCCUGUCCUACAAGCCCAGGGUUUGGCAUUGGCAGCGAGGAAGAGGAGGAGGAGGAGGAAGCGGAUCAUAUGUUCACAUUCAGGAUGGGGAAGAGGAUGCAGUUGGCUGUUACCAUGGACAACAAAGCCAAGGGCAAGCGGAUCGUCAGUGAGAAACGCACCGAGUGCUUCCCUGGCCCAGGCAGAGUGCCAGACCUGAGUGAAGAAGAGACAGACCAUUUGGUGGCUUUCCGCCGAGGGAGAAGAAUGCAGAUUGCCAUCACCAUGGAUAACAAGGAAAAGGCGGAGGAGAGGAGAACAGCAGAGAAGCGGAGAUCAGACAGUGACAGAGGCCCAGAAAGUGAGCACAGCCGGAAGGACGGUGGGAAGUCAGGCCAGAAGAGCCCUGGAGACCUGAGUUUCCCCAUGACUGGACGGGAACGCUCGGAGUACAUACGCUGGAAGAGGGAGCGAGAUCAGAUUGACCUGGAGCGACUGGCACGUCACAAGAACGCGAAGGGCGAGUGGAGACGGGCUUGGGAUGUGGAGAAGUCAGAGCACAUGUUUGAAGAGGACUUUGUUAAGGAUGGGGAGCCAGCCUUGGAUAAUCCCAGCAAUAAGAAAGGGGGAAGAAACGCAAGGAAAUUCCAGCACAGGUCCUUUCCUCCCGACGGGAGAGGCGGAGGACAUCAUGGAGUGAAUGUGAGCGAUCCUGGUCCGAAAACAGUGCCUGCUGUGAGCAGCCGAGCCAAAGGAAAGGACAGACUGACUGGCAGAGCCAGAAGAUGGGAUGCAAAAGAAGGCGAGGACAUGUCUUUUCUGAAGGAUGACCUUGACAGCCAGAGGAGCCUUGGUAUGGACAAGCGGAAGAGCAGAGGUGAUGAGGGGGUGGAAGAGAACUGCACUGCUGAGCUGGAGGAGAAGGUGAAACAGCCAAGCCCCCAAGAUCAUGGGGCCUCCUCAUCACAAAGGCUACGAAGUGGAAAGGUCCAGUCUGCCUACAAUGGCCAGAAGGAGGAGCAGAGAGGAGUGAAGGGCUUUGGCGUGGAGGUGUCUGUGGCCAGCACAGGUGACUCAGAGCCAGGGCUCAAGCCAAGUAAGGAAAGCGCUGGGGAAGAUGCCAGUGGGAAGCCUGGCACUGCUGACAUCGCCCAGGAGAAGGAGAGCACUAACAGCACUGCUUCACAGAACAGCCUCCCAAGCACUGUGCAAGCCACCGGGCAUGGCAGUGAGGAGACCUUGUCAUUGCCCGUGGGCUCGAAUUUAGACGGAGCUGGCUUAGAGAAAAACACAGCCUCAGAGCAACAGUCCACUGAGGACUCUUCAAACAGCCAUGGAGGAAAGCUGGACAGAGCAGCAGGAGACAGACUGGAUGCAGGUCAAGGACAGCUGGUGAGAAAAAGAGGGGAGGAAAUGACCCAAAACACUGCCCUUCAGGGGCAGACACUUGCACUGAAAGGAGGUGAAGAUGCUGAAGGCACUGAACACAGAGGAGAGCCUUUGCACCCAGGGAAAGCCAACUCUGACAAGACUGUUGUAUCUGAGCAGGACACAGCAAAAUCACAGUCCAGGGAAGGAGACCAGCCUGAGGACUGCAAGGACAAAGACAGUGGGGACACUCCCAACUAGCAAAGGUUGCACCAGCUUGCCUGAGGCAGAAGGAUAACGUGCUGAAGGUGGUGGAUGAGAAGAGAAGAGGAGCACAAGCUCAUCCUCACUCUUUUACCUUCUAUGAAAUCAGCUUUCAGCACCUGCCCUGUGCCCUUUAGCACCUGUUCACGUGUGGGGUCCCCCAUCACCACCCCCACUCCCUGCUUUGGCAUCACCCUUUCCUCACCAUAUGCCAAAGGACAGGGAAGGAUACACACUCCCAACCUACCAAGAAACACCAUCACUUAAUCUUUUGUAUUUGUUUUGCCUAUAUUGCAGCUGUGUGGCAAGCCCAUGAAAUGUCUACCGGAUGCACUUUAUUUUAUUUAAUAACUAAUUCUGUUUAAAGUUAAGAUUUAGGUUUCUGGGCACAGCACCCAUUUCCUCCCCCCAGAUGCUGGUAGGGAACUGCAUGUGCCAGGAGGGCAGCCGGGGCUGUGCGAGCUCUCCCUCGCUGCUGGGCAGAGAGCAGGCGGCUGACAGAGCAUUGGGAGACAGGGUGAGAGGUGUUCCAUUGUAGUUCAGUAGGUGGAUGAAAAAGUAGUGUUCAGAGCAGCUCUUGUACUAGGGGUUUGUAUGUGGAUGAAGUGUUGGCAGAGAUGUAGAGCAGUUGCCUGGGCCAUGGGGCACAAAGGGGAUGGAGUUCUUCAGUUAGACUGGGGGGUGCAGGUGCUUUUGACGAGCACACGUCACCCACAGCAUCUCAUCCCCAAAGAGCUUGCCUUCCUCCUCCCGUUAGAUGUAGUAAGGCAGAAGCAGCGGUGGCUGAAUCUGCACAUCAGGAGACUGUGCUUUUUUCUGAGGAAGGUGGCUGCUAGAUUGAGCAGGCAUGUGGGCAGCUCACUGAAACACCAUGCCCACCUGGGAACACCAGGAAGGCUACAAGCACUGGAGAUACUUGCAGCUCUCUGUGCCAAGCAGGGCAAGGAGAAGGACCGCACAAAUGCAACAAUCUUCCUUCUCCACCACACUGCACAAAGGAGUUGGCAGCAGAACCCAGGCCAAAUUGGAGCCGGAGGUCUAAGGCUUCCUAGCAAAUGCUUUCACCUUUCUGGUUGUGCCUUUCAUAGCCUUGUGCUUCAAUAAGAGGGCAGCAGUUCCUCUGGAAGCUGCCAUGCAGACGUUUUGACCAGGACCUAGGACCUAGCUGAAAUACAGCUACCAGUUCAGGAGGCAGGCACAAGGAGUAACACAACGUAAUUUCUGACUGCUGAAAGAUAUUGCCCUCAUUUUGAAGCACGGCUCUAAGACUUGAUGCGGGAGUAAACGUACAUGCAGACAGGUAUGUGUGGAGAUUUAUUGGAUUUCAUUGCAGGAUGCAUUCGCUAACCAAAAUGGCAGACCGCCUUGGUGAUAAGGUUGGCAUGUGUGGACAGAAAUACUGUACGGUUUUAAUAAACUAAUAUUUGCACAGAUAAACAUUUUGGUUUUCCACAUAACUUAGACCCACAGCACCCAUCUCAUGAAGGACAAGCCUGAGAAUUUCCUCCCUGUGCCAAAUUCAGGAGAGUUUACUGGCUUCAGACUAGGUAUUACUGAGAAACAGUGGGCAGCUUUCAUGUUUUAUCUGUAGGAACAUCUUCAUCCCACUAAAGCCCAGACUGAGUUUAUUUGGACUUACCCAACAGAUAAAGAACAGAUAGAUAAAAGCCAGAUUGUAAAACUGCUCCAGGUCCUGGAGAUUCUCCAUCACUAUUAAAGGCUGAUUUUUCCUUAUCUGACUGGCUCAAAAACCAGCUUACUAUUGUUUAAUUUAUUAUUAUUUUUUUACAUCAGGUCACUGACCUCAGUCUUGGUCCAGUCAGACUGAGUCAUUACCAGCACAGAUCAGGAACCGGCUUGCCUCACGGUCCGUGCAAAAUACAGUCUCAGAUCAAGAGCUUGUUGUACCUCGGCAGCAGUUGGACACGCAGCCAGGCAGAAACUUUUACACAGCCCCUGGGUUUUUAUCUCUAUCGCCAAGUACUGGGCCAACUGCAAUUCUUGCUGUAUCUUCUCACCCUAGACCCCUUUUUGAAAGGAAAAAUGUCACUUUUCCUCCAAUCCCUCCUUUUUCUCCUGCAAAUCCAAGUAACUUUGCACUUAAUGGUGCCUAGGAAGGACUGAGUCUGUACCAAGCUCCAAGGAUGGGACUGUACAGAUUGUGCCUGUUCUCAGUGUAAUUUUUUCCCUGCUUAUUAACACUUUGCUCAAAUGCACUUUGGUUGGCGCCUGGAUUGCAAUUUUUCAGAAAACUGUGGCUAGCUGUUUCUUCUUUACAGUGAAAGGACUGAAAAGUUGAAAAAUCUGAUGUAGAGGGAUUAUUUAUAUGAAAUAAAAGUUGUAAUGAGGAAACAC
This is a messenger RNA of Tyto alba (common barn owl), 4484 nucleotides long. RefSeq names its product coiled-coil domain containing 9B (gene CCDC9B). The transcript has 14 exons. NCBI's taxonomy places the organism in Eukaryota, Metazoa, Chordata, Aves, Strigiformes, Tytonidae. The coding region runs from base 186 to 2126 and encodes 646 amino acids. The record is from RefSeq and is a predicted model, not a curated record.